AUGCCUAUGCAAGAAUCUAUUCAUCUUAAAGAGGCUACUUCUAAUCCUUUAAGUGUUAAUAACUCUUCUACCAGCAAUGCCAGUUUAUCAAUGGGUGCGCCUAAAUCAGAUGUUUAUGGCAAUUUAGUAAUUCCUAGUGAAAUGGUACCCAAUUCUAGUGACCUUCUGAAUCCUAGUGACAACAAUGUUGCUCAUAAUGAUGCAAGCACAGAGCCCAAACCAGGAUCCAAUGAGUAUGACCAAAGUCUUGUCGAUUUGUCUCUGACUCCGCACCUUCAUGCCCUGCUCUUGGCAUCCAUGACCCAGAGACAGCACAGUCGAAGCUGUUGUCCUCACCUGUUUGAGCGAGCAGCUCGCUCUUGGUGGAAUCCAAGGUUUGACAGUGAUAUUUUAGAGGAUGAAUAUGUCCGUUCUUCUCGUUCAACUCUUCGGUUACGCCUGCGUUAUUGCCUCGGGUACACAGUGCUUGCUUGUGUUGUGUGGAUUAUCUACUGGCUGGUGACUGGAGCACCGCACCAGGGUUACUCCAUCUCUGCUGCCUUGCUUGUUGCUCUGCUCAUGAUCAUCUUCUUUGCCAUCACAUUCUCAAAGCUUUAUAAGCGUCGCCCAGUGCUUUUGUCACUGCUGGUGUCAGCCGUGUUGCUGGGCUCUUCUCUGCUGCCAUAUGCUCUGCAUGAUCCUUCACUGGAGGCUUGCACUGGCCUAUCCAGCCCUGCUGUGAUGGCAACUUCAAUUCAGGUACGCAUGCGCGGAACAUUCCUCUCAAUGGGCCAGAGUUUGCUGGUGAGGAGGGAGCUAGAGCGGGAGAAGGCCGUGAAGGAAGCCAUGAUCCACUCUGUGAUGCCUCCUAAAGUCGCAAACUGGCUCCUCCAUGAGCAAGAUGAAGGAGAAACUUUCGAUGGAAAGAAAAAACUAUCCACCCCUCGGUCGUCUCACACAGGAACCGACCUCCGUUCUAUGGUCUUCAGACCUUUCAACAUGAAUAAUAUGGAUAACGUUAGCAUAUUGUUUGCUGAUAUCGUCGGUUUCACUAGGAUGAGUUCCAACAAAACUGCUGAACAGUUGGUAGGCCUACUUAACGAUUUGUUUGGCAGGUUUGAUGACUUGUGUGCACAACACAAUUGCGAGAAAAUAAGUACCUUAGGGGAUUGUUACUACGCAGUUUCUGGAUGUCCAACCCCGCGGUCAGAUCACGCUGUGUGCUGCGUUGACAUGGGCCUAUCCAUGAUAACAGCCAUUGCUCAAUUCGACAAAGAUAACAACGAAAAUGUCGACAUGAGAGUCGGAGUACAUACUGGUAAAAUUCUGUGUGGUAUUGUCGGAACCAAGUGCUUUAAAUUUGAUGUCUGGAGUAACGAUGUCUCAUUCGCUAAUCAUUUAGAGUCGAGUGGUAAGCCUGGUCAGGUUCAUAUAUCUGAAGCUACUCUCUCAUUCUUACCUAGACAUCAGUACCGCGUUAUUCAGGGACCAGACACCCAUGAACAAAAGACAUAUUUUAUUACUGGUCGUCGGAGUUUCUCCGUAUCUCGGUCACCAUUACCACCCAUUGAUGGUGAUCACGACGAAGGUUCACAGGACGGGGAGCGCGACAAGAGGACGUGCAGUCUCCCCAACAUGCUGGAGUGCACUGAGCUCUGUGAGGGAGGGGAGGCCUGUGUCAGUCAAGCGGGUAGCCGGCGAGGGAAGAAGCGACACAACAAACUGGCUGCCAUGGAGGCUGGCAAGGCUGAGGGUGGCUGGGGCAGUGGCAAAUGGCGUAAAUCUUUCACCCCGGCGCUCGAAUUGGCCAAAUUUCGCUUGCCUCGCAUGCAGAGAAGGCCGGAUAAAAGCAAAAGUAAAACUUCGUCACUGCCCAAAAUCUCAAGCAAGCCUGAGUGCUCUUCUGAGAAGGCAAGUAACUAUACAUUUCUAUUAUACAUACCGUCCAUAUGCCUCACGGCCAGUCUGGCCUUUUUCCAAGACGGCUUCCGAAGUGGACAAAAAGCGAGCCUGUGUAGCCUUACACUUGAUGUUUCAGCCACUCCAGCCAAGGAUUUAGCUCCGUCAGCCACUCCAGCCAAGGACUUAGCCCCGUCAGCCACUCCAGCCAAGGACUUAGAUCUGUCAGCCACUCCAGCCAAUGGCUCAAAUCUGUCAGCCACUCCAGCCAGUGGCUUAAAUCUGUCAGCCACUCCAGCCACCGACUUAGCCCCGUCAGCCACUGCAAUCAACACUUCUCCUGCCAACAGCCAGAAUUUAUCUACCGUUCCUGUUAUUAUAAAUAACUCAUCACCUGACUGUGUUGACGUGUCAGUAGCUUCUCAGUCAUCUGACUGUGUUGACGUGUCAGUAGCUUCUCAGUCAUCUGACUGUAACGGAACAUUGACGACAAAGUUGCCUCUGACUGCGCUACUGUCACUGCCCUGUCAGUCGUCUGGCAGGAAACCUCGCGCAGACAGCCUGUCUGUGCCGCAGUCUGCGCCUGCGUGUGUAGUGGCUGACCCAUGGAGCGUAGACCACUCCAAGGAGCUUAGGAAAGAUUCAGGCAUCCGCAGCCGUGGCUCUAGCUUCCAGCUCAGUGACACUGAAGGACUGGACACGCUCGCUGGAGACUACAGCCCCAUGGCAAGCAUGGACCCAAGCCUGACCCGCUACCACCAGAUGCGUAAGCAGUCCGACUUACGCCUGAUCAGAUGCGUACAGCAAGAGAAACGCACUAAACGCACCACCUUCACUUACGACUACGACAUGGAACCUCCCUUCUCGAAGAUAUCCUUGCGCUUCCUUGACGCCUCCAUGGAGAAGAUGUACAGGGAGCAAGCACAUCAGCCAAGAUCUGACGAAGCCAAGACACUCGCCUCGUCUCUAUAUAAUACUUAUUUUGAUAUCCUCGUCAGUCUGGUGGUGCAUGUGAUACUCGUGGUCUCUCUGCUGGUGCUUUACCCGCCCUCUGUGCUGUGGCUGGUGCUGCUGGGGGUGGUGCUGCUGUGGCAGGGAGCUUUGCUUGCCUUGUCGCAGGUGCAGUUAAUGAAACGUUCCGACCCGACGAAACAACAACCCCAGUCCCCAGAUCGCAUCAAAUCUCGCCCCUCCCACCCAGAGCUUGGGGGAACAGACUCCCCUUAUCCCCCGUCGCUCUCCCACACUAUCUACACCCGCGUCACCCGCUGGAAAACCUGGCAUUUCUGCGGUGGAGUUCUACUUUUACUUCCUCUUGCCGCGGUUCUUUCAAAUUUCUCGUGCUCUUCCUUAUCCGAAGAGACGGAAACGCUGCGGUAUUUCUGCUAUCUCAGUUUCGUGGGCACCGUUCAUUUCUGUAAUUUCGUCCAACUGAAUUGCUGGAUGAAGAAUAUUCUGGUAACCGUUGGGGGAGGCGUGCUUAUAGCCCUUCUUGCUCCACCAAUUUGUCCGUGCCCAUUCAGUGCCAAAGUUGAAGUUGUUACCGGGUUUAAUAAUUUUUCGUUGGAUUCAGAUUUUCGAAAGAAUACAGAAAUCCUCUCUAACUGGCAACCCGGCAGAGAACCCAUCUCUAUUAAUGUCUCAGAUUCUCUGACCGCAAACUUAUCGGCAUUAAAUUCCCCCAAUUUUUUGUGCGGUGAACGUGAGCAUUAUUUCCACGUGGAGAUCAUCGUGACGGUUGCGCUGUUGGUAGGAUUGGUAUGGCUCCUGAACAGGGAGUUCGAGAUCAGUUACAGGCUCAGUUUUCAUGGCUGGGCGCAAGCUUUGUUAGACCGAAGUCGAGUGCAGGCCAUGAAAGACCAGGCCGAAUGGAUGCUGCACAAUAUCAUUCCUAAACAUGUGGCCAAUAAAAUAAAACCAACCAACGCUAAAUACUCUGAGAACCACACGCGCGUCGCGGUCAUGUUUGCAAGCAUUGUGAACUUCAAUGAGUUCUAUGAUGAAAGUUUUUGUGGGGGGAAAGAGUGUCUGCGAUACCUCAAUGAACUCGUUGGUGAUUUCGACGAACUUUUAUCCAGAGAGGACUUUGAAAACGUCGUUAAAAUCAAGACCAUCGGAAGCACAUACAUGGCUGCUUCGGGUCUAAAUCCCGACGUAAGAAACAAAAAUUCCGAUCCUGACCAUCAUAUUUUCGAACUCGUUGAAUUUGCUAAGGAGUUGCAAAAAGGAAUAGACCAUUUCAACAAGGAUUUGCUAGGAUUCAACUUCGUCUUGCGUAUCGGUAUCAACUUUGGCGACAUCACUGCUGGAGUUAUCGGAACAACGAAACUUUAUUACGACAUCUGGGGUGAUGCGGUGAACAUCGCAUCGCGCAUGGACUCCACAGGAGUUAAGGGUAGGAUCCAAGUGAGCGAAGAGUGCGCUAAAGUCCUUAGCAGGAAGUACAAAUUGGAGUCCCGUGGACAGGUCUUUGUUAAAGGCAAAGAUAACAUGAGUGUGUAUCUGUUGGAAGACACGCCUCCCCACGGUUGUAACUAAUUCUUGCAUAGGACCUAUUAUUGUCGUGAAAUCUUCUCAAACAGGAAAUUAAGUUGAGUUCGAUUGAAUUGAUGGAGUGUGAUUAUUAUUUUGCAGGACACGUAAAUUUUAUGCCGUAGUAACUUUGUUGAGUGAAGAAUAUUAGUCUACAUAUUUUCGGUAAUGAUAAUACGAUUUCAGCAUGAAAAUGUUCGUUCAUUACAAUUAACAUGAUUGUUUAUCUUCUAUCAACGAUAUUAGUGAAGGUUAAACUAUAUCGUUAUCUAUUCAAAAGGUACCGUAGUUUGAUUACUUGUAUAGUUUGAAAAGCAUGGUGCGUGUACCUUGAAUAAAAAUUAACAUGAGAGGUUAUGAAACCAAUUGGUUCCGUUUUCACCGAUGAGAAAUGGAGGGUGCUUGAUUAUCGUUAAAUUCCUACCGUUAUUUCAUUUUAUUUCAUGCGUUUAUAAAGACCAUUUAACCUUGCGUAUUCAACAUUCACAGAGAUUAUUAAUCUUGCUUCUAUUAUAGUUUCGUAUGACACCAAAAUUUCCCAUUGAUUUACGAUUGUUGUAUCGUGACCAAAGGUUGAGACAUUUGUUUGAAAGAUGCGCGUUAUUUGAAGCGAAUUCCUCUAUUGUUAACUUGCAGGUUAUGAAUGAAAUGAUACUCAUGGUCUAGACGAACUUAGAAUUAGAGGUGAAUUGAAAUUACAAACUUGAUCGCGAAAACGUUUGGAAAUGUUGAUAUUCAUAGCGAUUCUUCAUGCACAAAUGUUUCGUUUUUGCAUGGAUAUUUUGAUGUAAUUCUAUGACUAUGCUGGUUCAAGAUAAAGGUUUGACAUGACGAAUUUUCUAACUCAUAAACAAUAAGAAUUUAGUGCAUUACUCGGAUGUAAGUCAGUGGCCCGCACUAGUCACUGUUAUUAACUCUUAUAUUGUGCACAUUGUCCGUCAUUGUCUCCUUAACUGCAGAUAAUUUAACUCAUUAAUAUUGAACUCCCAUCAUGAAUAGACGCCAUUCAUCACUUCUGAAUUCUUUGAUGAAUGAGUUUAGCUUUCACGAUUUAUGCCUACAUCUCUUUUCUAUUUGCGUCCAUUUUUGUUCCAUUGCAACCCUUGCGUCCCUUUUAUCUUAUUAUUUGGAUGUAGGCUCUACGUACGUGUGAUGCAGGCUCUACGUACGUGUG
Molecule: messenger RNA, 5584 nt
Organism: Hyalella azteca
Lineage: Eukaryota; Metazoa; Arthropoda; Malacostraca; Amphipoda; Hyalellidae
Gene: Ac13E
Product: adenylate cyclase type 9-like
Exons: 10
Coding region: 1-4416 (1471 amino acids)
Biological process (GO): adenylate cyclase-activating G protein-coupled receptor signaling pathway; intracellular signal transduction; cyclic nucleotide biosynthetic process
Molecular function (GO): adenylate cyclase activity
Source: RefSeq, a predicted model, not a curated record